AUGACCCUGCAGAACAGCCUUUUAACUCGAUUCCCAGAGACCGGAGAGAUUUCUGUCACCGUCCAGGUUUCCAACGGCCGAUCCAUGGUUCAGGACACACGGACCGUCAGAGUCUACAAUGACUUCCAGGUCAUCCCUUUAAGCUUCAGCAGAAACCUGGACCACUUCAAUCCAAACAUCCCAGAGUGGAGAGAUGACAUCGGCCAGGUGGUCAACAAAAUUCUGACUAAGAUCACAGGCAUACCUCUGGAGUCUCUGGUAACUGUGGUGAAACCAGGCCUUCCCACCCCUGCAGACCUAUAUGUCCUCCCACUGGACAGCAAACCAGACAAGAGGAGUGUCUUUGUAGAUAAGCAUAUUCCAGCCAUCGUGCAGGCUUUCAAUGACAAAAACGUCAGCUUCAUGGUCCGAGGCGGUCAGCGAGUGUUGGUGAUGCUAGCUGACCCAAAUGCAGGUCUAAUUGCUAAUGACUCAUCACCUUCAACAACAGAAAAUGGCUACCAUGGAGCAGCUGGAGGUCCGGGUGUUUGGGCUCUCGCUGUCAUUUUCCUAAUCAGCAUAAUUGCCACCGGCUCCUUCAUCCUUUACAAGUUCAAAAGAAAGCUUCCUGGAAGCCGCAACGUCUACGCCCAGAUGCACAAUGAGAAGGAGCAGGAGAUGACCAGCCCCGUAAAUCACAGCGAAGACACGCAGCACAUCAUCCAAGGCGAGGAGUUCAUCGACGACGACCUGGACUCGCAGACUCUAGGCAACCACUCAGGUGUGGUCCUGAGCAUCAACUCCAGAGAACUACACAGUUACCUGACCAGCUGAUGGCUGCCAUGGCAACGCUGAUGAGCUAGCCCAGCCUAGCCGAGCCAGCUAAUGAGCACAGGGACUCUGCCUUCUUCCUCCUCUUAUUUUUUUUUUUCUGUCCCCACCCUCUCCUCUCCCUUGGACACUUCACCUCCACUCCAUGGCCUCCUCAACCCCUCAACUUUGUGUGAUUUGUACUUAACAUCACGGCAAGGUCCUUACUCUCUCUCUCUCUCUCUCUCUCUCUCUCUCUCUUCCCACCACACCACCAACACUGAUGUUAAUUGGGGUCUUGAUGGCUUAUCUGUGUCUGUAAGAAAAAUAACAUUAUGUGCACAAACAUUCUGCCACUUAACACUCCUAGAAUCAGCCAGGGAGAGUUGAACCGUCCAAACCAGCAGCUACUCAAGCUAGCUGCAGCCAAAGACGUGUUUCUGAGCACUAGAUGUGGACUGCACUAAGGUAGAGAAGUAAACUAAAGACAAGUGAGUUUUUAUUUUUUGUUUUAUUGUUUUUUUUUCCUUUUCUUCCCUAAAUGAUCACUUAACCUCUCUCUCUUUAAAGGCAAUAAUAAUCUUAAUGGAAUGUACAAUAUAAGAAAAA
This is a messenger RNA of Melanotaenia boesemani (Boeseman's rainbowfish), 1398 nucleotides long. RefSeq names its product VPS10 domain-containing receptor SorCS2-like. Lineage: Eukaryota; Metazoa; Chordata; Actinopteri; Atheriniformes; Melanotaeniidae. The record is from RefSeq and is a predicted model, not a curated record. The coding region runs from base 1 to 813 and encodes 270 amino acids. The transcript has 8 exons.